Messenger RNA from Harpegnathos saltator (Jerdon's jumping ant), 3639 nucleotides. It is a transcript of the gene Tsp97E, whose product is annotated as Tetraspanin 97E. The record is from RefSeq and is a predicted model, not a curated record. Lineage: Eukaryota; Metazoa; Arthropoda; Insecta; Hymenoptera; Formicidae. Bases 260 to 913 code for a protein of 217 amino acids. Gene Ontology annotation, cellular component: membrane. The transcript is spliced from 7 exons.
CGCGCUGCUUCGGGCAGUAGCGAGCCGUCUGCCGUUGCGGGGACGUCGGCUAGGUAGAAGGUUUGUGUGUAUUUGUGUGAGAAAGAGCCCGCGAUUCCUGCUGUGACCCACGCAUCGACCGCUCGCGUCUCCUCUCUUCGCCCGAUCAAAACCUCUCGGUGCUUUUCACGCGUUGCGUCGCGCGCGCGAGUCGUCGCGACGGGAGUUUCCGACCUCCAGAGAUUCGACGAGGGCAGAGGACAGACGAGCGCAGCCGAAGAUGUGCGGCGGCUUUACCUGCUCGAAAAAUGCUCUGACAGCGCUCAACAUUCUUUAUAUCGUUGUUGCCUUUAUACUAAUAGGAGUUGCUGUAUAUGGGAAAGCGUCGGCCUUAGUUACAAAUCUCCCUAUUAUCGGCGGUAUUCUAGCAUGCGGAGUGAUCCUGAUUCUUAUUUCCAUAUUGGGCCUGAUUGGUGCUGUUAAACACCAUCAGGUUUUACUGUUCUUUUACAUGCUUAUCUUAUUCCUUUUGUUCCUCAUUCAAUUCAGCAUUGCUUGUGCUUGUCUAGCUGUCAACACUAAACAGCAGGAACAGCUUGCAGAGCAGGGUUGGCUACAUGUCGACAAUGACUUAAAGACCAAAGUCCAAAACACUUUUAAUUGUUGCGGAUUCAACAGUACUUCAGCAGUACUUAAUCCAGUAUCUUGCGAUGAAGUCAAUAAAAUUUGUUGUCCAACAGCCGAUGUUGAUCCAACGUCUUGUUCACCGUGUCCCACGUGUAUGCACAAACUGCAAUCUACCAUUGAUUACGCUUUCAAGUUGUGUGGCAGUAUAGGAUUAUUCUUCAGCUUUACAGAGUUUGUUGGUGUAUGGUUGACCGUGCGCUACAGGAACCAGAAAGAUCCACGAGCUAAUCCUAGUGCUUUCCUCUAGUCUAACACCAUCGCCAUGUCCUCUGUCACUUAUGAUCCUCCUAACAGAUGGUGAUUGCAGCUUUCUUGGCGAGACGUUAUCGAAAUCAAUUAGAUCCGAAAGAAAGGGCUGCAAGAGCCAUUUUCCCGCAGCAUGAUUAUUUGUACUGAUGCGGUGAUGCAAUCGCAACAAAAUAUUUAAUCUUUCUUUUCUUCCCGUGCAGUUGACGUGAUACUCUUAUCGAGUCUCAGAAGGAUAAAGAUGUCAUCGCCAUUUUAUCAAGAUCAUUUUCGAUUGCCCGAAUGUAUUAUGUCUCGUCAUGUCAUUCCUUAAAGGCUGAAAUUUAAGUUCUCUAAUGUGCUGCAACGUUGUACACGCGUAAUGCUCAACAGAGAUAGAAAUUAAUAUUUCCUUUUUUUUUUUUUUUUUUUCGAUCGGGCAAUUGUAGAUUUUAGAUCGAGUUAGACAAAUAAUAACUGAAAUGUGUGCUCUAGUCAUACACUUAGAACACUCAUACUAAGCCUCAAUGCGCCUUGUAGUCUAGAAACGAAGAAAACAAAACCACGUAAGUAUAUCUCUAUUAAGUUUCUUCAUCAUUUUGCUUCCAAUGAUACGUCAAUAGAAAUGGAAAUGACAAUUUAAUAUAACGACACAAUUAUACUGUUUAGUUCGACAAUCCGGACACAUCACACAUGAUCUAAUCAUGAGACGACGGUAUAAAUGGAGUGAGAAAAAUGUGCAAAUUAAAUUUCCUUUUAAUAUUUUUUUAUGGAAGAGUAUAGUUUACCAUGGUAACAUCGUAGAUGAUAACAUCGAUGAUCGUGUUCGUGAUCAUAUUUUUCUUGUAUGAAUAACAUUAUCAUUACUACACAUAUACGUAACUAUUCAAUGAUAUAAUAUCUAGAAAUUUAUAUCUUCCCGAACAAAACACAUCGUGUCGUAUUGUCUUUGAGUAUCUUUUGGAUGACUUUAUAGUAUUUUUAUGUAUCCGAGGAUAUCGUAUUGAUUACUUUAUACGUUUCAAAUUUUCUAUAGCGCUAAAUACGCAUUUGUUUUUAUACGAGAAGUUGUAAUCAAAAUAAUCAAAGGGGACUCUAGUGUAUUCCUACACUCAUUUUCGAAACUUGGAUGAAGCUUGACUUGUAUCUUCUUGAUAGCCGUUACAGAUUUAUAAUUACAUUUACGUUUUAAUAUUUGUUUUUAUUUGUGUUUGCUUAUUAUAUAGGUACUAUGCGAGAAAAAUAUUACGAAACUACAUAAAAUAUAAGUAAACAUAUAUAUUAAAUCUUAUUGUGUAUGGUAAUGCCAUCCGUGAUAAUAUAAAAUUUACCAUAUUUCAAAUUUCAUGCACCAAAUAAUAUUCAGUACGAGUGCUUUGCUUGAGGCAAACUCUGAUUGUGUACUAUAAAAUUUACAAAUAAUAAGCCGAUUGUAAGAUGUCCUAAGAGACCUGGUAGGAAGUUAUCGAUGAACUUUGCAAGUCUCACUUCCUUGCAUAAUGUAGGAUUCUCAAUGGGUUCUUGGUGAUUUUUAAUUUUUCGCAGUCAUAAAUGAAUAUAUCCGAGCCACUUUGCUGGCUUAUAACUUGAGUUAUAAUCACAUAAGUUUAAAAAUGAUGAAGAUUGCAUUUUAAUCAAAGAGAAGAAUUAAUCAUCGAAAGAUUAAUCUCUCGCGAAGUAAUAUCCUGCCAGGUCUUUCUCGUGCGAUAUAACAAAAUUGUGUCUCUACGAGGAACAUGAAUUCAAUGUGCAUGAAAAUAUUGUACGUUUACAUCUCGUGCCCGUUCUAGACAUUAGAAAAUAUAGCAUAUUUUCUAUCCAAUCCUAUCGACGUGAGACGUAGAUGAGAUGUGAUUAUCGCUGUUGAUUUUGUUAAUGUCGUUAACUUUGUUUCCUUUUCUGCCUUUUUUGUUUUUUAUGCGAAGUUUCAUAUCAAAGAGAGGCUAUUGAAAUAUAGUCGUCUUCUCGCAGUUCAAUAACGAAUCGAACUCGUUGCUACGCGCUCCGGUAAGAUCAAUUAGAGCUUGACAAUUGUGACGUAAGAAUUAAACGCAUAAGAACGAGAUUCGCGCGGAAUUCGUUAUUGGACGAUGAAAUUAUAUAGUUUGACGUAUCGUGAGAUGCGCGCGUGAAGAUUCUUUCAAUAUUUGAAGGAGUGUUUGAUUCUCUCUGAAGAAAUUCUCGCGAUUACGGCGGUGAUUCGCGACGGUUGUUAGUCGAGUAACUAGCGAACGUAUCUUCCGACGAGCGUAACGAACGAGAUCUCGCCGACAUUCCGAUAUUUUUACGCACCUCCGCCUAGCUUCGGUAGAAACGUGCAUAUAUUUUGUAUGUACGGAAUAGGGCUCGUGUCGCGCGCGCAGCGUACACGCGAGAUAUAUACGGUAGCGUAAUUCCUAUAGAUAUUUUUACCUAAAUACGUACCGUAAUCAGUAUAUUCGUAAUUAGCCCUAAACCACUAAUGUAUACAUCCCUGAGGAGCUGCGAACAAUCGAGACGACUUCGACGAAUCGAGGCUACAUAUCACAGAGCGAUUUGCGCUUUUCCGCAAUCGGAGCGUAGCCGGUCGAAAUUAGUCGCGCGAUCAUACUAUGUGUAUCAUUCAUGUAAUAUGUGUGUGAGACGGAUGCUUCGAAAUCAAAACCUGAUGCGUGCGCGAGGAUUUAAAUAUCGACAAUCCUAGGUGGUGGGAGUCAUGUAGACGUUGUCACGGAUGAUGUACGAAUUAUACUCGAUUUAUGCCCUGAC